GACUCUGAAGGAGAAGAUCUCUGGGAUAAUGCCGCCUCAGGAUCCGAUGACGAUGACGAAGAUUUAGACGAUGAGUUUGAUGACGAAGAAGACGAAGAAAUGGAGGGAUUGGAUGGUGAAGGUCUUGAUGAACGUAAAUCUCGCAAGAUCGAAGCUCGUAAAGCCCGUGAGGCUGCUAUGGCCGAGGCUGAAUUGUUAGACUCUACUAUGCAAACCAAUAUUCAGGGCGAGACUGAGCUUUACGAACUUCCCGACGAAGACGAACCUGAAUUAAUGACCGAUGUUGCAGCUGUCAACCAGCGUAUCCAGGAAGUCGUUAAUGUUCUCAAUAACUUUAAAGAAUUGCGCGACCCUUCAAAGUCUCGUCAGGACUACAUGGAUCGUUUGAUUAAGGAUAUUGCUCAAUACUACGGUUACUCUCAUUUUUUGGCCGAGAAGCUUUGCGGUCUCUUCCCUGUUUCAGAAGCUAUCGAAUUUUUCGAGGCUAACGAGGUUCCCCGUCCCGUUACUAUCCGUACAAAUACUCUCAGAACUCGUCGUCGUGAUCUUGCUCAGGCCCUGAUCAACCGUGGUGUUAACCUUGACCCCAUUGGCAAGUGGAGUAAGGUCGGUCUCCAGAUCUUUGAUUCCCAGGUGCCUAUUGGUGCUACCCCCGAAUACCUUGCUGGACACUAUAUGCUCCAAGCUGCAUCUUCAUUCUUGCCCGUUAUGGCUUUGGCACCUCAGCCUAACGAGCGUGUGUUGGAUAUGGCAUCAGCUCCCGGUGGUAAGACUACCUACAUUGCUGCUCUCCAAAAGAACACCGGUAUGGUAUUUGCCAACGAUGCCAGCAAGGAUCGUUUAAAGAGUUUGGUGGCCAACAUUCACCGUAUGGGCGUUAAGAACGCUGUUGUGUGCAACUAUGACGGUCGUGAGUUCCCCAAGGUUGUCGGUGGUUUCGAUCGUGUUUUACUCGAUGCUCCUUGUUCCGGAACCGGUGUUAUUUCCAAGGAUCCUGGCGUGAAGAUCAACAAAACAGAAAAGGACUUUGUCGACAUUCCUUUCCUCCAGAAGCAGUUGAUUCUUAGCGCAAUCGACUCUGUAGAUGCCAAGUCCAAAACUGGUGGAUAUAUUGUUUACUCUACAUGUUCGGUUGUUGUCGAGGAAAACGAGGCAGUUGUUAACUAUGCAUUGAGCAAGCGUCCCAAUGUAAAGUUGGUAUCUACUGGCCUUGAUUUCGGCAAAGAGGGCUUCACAGCAUUCCGUGGAAAGAACUUCCACCCUACCUUGAAGAUGACUCGCAGAUUCUAUCCUCACGUACACAACAUGGACGGUUUCUACGUCGCGAAAUUCAAGAAAAUGAGCAACAAAUUCGAAGACAAGAAGGACAAGAAGGAAAAUAGAGAGAAUGGUGAAGAUGAGGAUGAUGAUCCCAAUGACUACACUGGAUUCAACGACGAAGAGGAUCUUGAGCUUAUCGAUGAGUCCAAGACCAAGCUGCGGAAGAAGAAGGGAAUUCCUACUCAUGCUGGAAAG
Phycomyces blakesleeanus NRRL 1555(-) is the source of this 1515-nucleotide messenger RNA. RefSeq lists its product as hypothetical. The transcript has 4 exons. The record is from RefSeq and is a predicted model, not a curated record. The annotation marks the transcript as partial. Gene Ontology annotation, cellular component: nucleolus. Gene Ontology annotation, biological process: rRNA base methylation; maturation of LSU-rRNA. Gene Ontology annotation, molecular function: rRNA (cytosine-C5-)-methyltransferase activity; RNA binding. Lineage: Eukaryota; Fungi; Mucoromycota; Mucoromycetes; Mucorales; Phycomycetaceae.